AACAGCCAGUAUCAUGUCACACAGAGAUAUGUCACUUUUAAUUCAGCUACCACUACCCUACUUUCCCACAUGAUCAAAAUAUCAUGUUAUCUGAGGCUGCUAAUUAAAGGGUCGUCAUUUAAGUUUUCCUCUUUCUCUUCUAUCUAUUUAAAGACACUACUACUCCAGCAUUCAAUAUAGGCUGCAGAAAAGAGAAAGCAAUAAUAAAGGUAUAGUUGGACAAAUUUAUAUAUGUUCCUUGUAGGAAAGUUAUUAAUUAGAAGUUGAAGGCUUUUGCUGCCGCUGAUUAAUGAUCAUCAUGGCUUCAUUCAAUAAGCUGAAAGUUGCUGGUGGAUUAUUGAUCUUUGCCCUUUUAUGUUAUCUUCCAGUUACAGAUGGUGGAAAGGUUUCAAAGGAGACAAGAGGAAUGAAGUUAGGAUCAAGGCCACCAAGAUGUGAAGGAAAAUGCUUGAAUUGCAGGCCUUGCAUAGCCACUCUAAUAGCUCCAAUUCAUCAAGGCAAACUUGUCGUUUCUGCUUCUAAAGAAGAUGACACUUAUUAUCUUCUUGCAUGGAGAUGCAAAUGUGCAAAUAAAUUUUUCCAACCUUGAAAACUAUUCACGUUAUCUCUUUCUUUAUAUAUUCAUCAGGUUUUGGCUCAUACAGUUUGUUCAUAUGUCAUUAUUAGUGUCCACUCACAGACAUUGUGGAUGCGGGGCUCUCUAAAAUGCAAAAGAAUGUCUAUUAUUAUUCCCUAUUUGUAAGUGUCAUAUCAUUUAUUAGUGAUAUAAGCGAAAAUUAUAUGGCAUA
Messenger RNA from Lycium ferocissimum, 788 nucleotides. Its product is annotated as EPIDERMAL PATTERNING FACTOR-like protein 6. NCBI's taxonomy places the organism in Eukaryota, Viridiplantae, Streptophyta, Magnoliopsida, Solanales, Solanaceae. Gene Ontology annotation, biological process: guard cell differentiation; stomatal complex development. The record is from RefSeq and is a predicted model, not a curated record. The transcript is spliced from 2 exons. The coding region runs from base 290 to 589 and encodes 99 amino acids.